Messenger RNA from Alternaria alternata, 1068 nucleotides. RefSeq lists its product as hypothetical. The coding region runs from base 324 to 863 and encodes 179 amino acids. The record is from RefSeq and is a predicted model, not a curated record. The transcript has 2 exons. NCBI's taxonomy places the organism in Eukaryota, Fungi, Ascomycota, Dothideomycetes, Pleosporales, Pleosporaceae.
AAACCUCACCUUGUCAUUUUUAGGCGUCUAGACUGUCCUUUCGCUUCUUGUUUAAACAUUCGGAAAAAUUAACUCGACGGAUUUGUUGUUGAAAUUGGGAAGUCGCUUUAGACAGUACUAUUGCCGAUAUCCGCAACACGCAUGCAGCUGGAUCUGUUCAUCAUUCAUCCAGUCUUACUCCUCAUUCUCACCUGACGUCUUCCGACUCCGCUUUCCAACACCACGCCCAUCCACCAUCUGGGCACGCUACUAGCACAUCACCACACCCACUUUUCGAUCAACCUCUCGGUCUUAUCUCACGUCUUACACAUCUUCUCGGCGAAAUGGAUUGCAUAGAGGCCAUGGGCGCGCGACGAGCCAUGUCGCUCAUGUUCACCGUCCCGGAGCGCUUCGUAGGCUUCGCGCACAUGGAUCAGAAGACCUUCUUUGAACUCUCAGACUGGAUCCUGGCAAACGUCGCAUCACAAAUUACUCCGGACAUAAGUGUGGAAGAAUCGCUCUUCAUCUUCUUGGAUAUCGUGGCGCAAGGGAACAGCUUCAGUACUGUGGCGUAUGGGUGGGAUCAUGACUUGGAGCUUACACAAGGCAUAUUCCUAAACGUCCUUAACGCUCUCACAAUCCUGCGCGAGAGUAGGGAAAUCGCCGAUACGUGCCCGCCCUUUACACAAACCCGUAAGCGAUGGGAAGUCGCUCGCAAAUGGAACCAGAAACGAUCUCGCAUGGGCGCCAGUGGUGGCGUUGCCCGGAUAGGCUACGACGAAAUGUGCCGAGAUGGUCUUGAGGUUGACCAAGAGUGCCUGAAAGAAGCCCUGAUGGCGCUGAACAACUUCAUCCAUGAGAACGCGGACCAUGACGAAUCAUGAUUACGCGCGCAAUUCUGCUAUUUCCUUUGUUUCCUUGCAUCUGCUCCGGUGUUGUUUUGGCGUUUGGGUAACGACUAGGGUAACGCAUUGCACCGGUUGGGAAGGCUGAGCUUGGUGUUGACACGAUCUUCUCUCGUUCUUGUUUCGUAUGUACACAUGUACUCUCUUUUGCAGAUCAAAUCGAUCCCCGCUGGCCGUUUGACGC